Molecule: messenger RNA, 1213 nt
Organism: Maniola jurtina (meadow brown)
Lineage: Eukaryota; Metazoa; Arthropoda; Insecta; Lepidoptera; Nymphalidae
Product: carboxypeptidase B-like
Exons: 7
Coding region: 26-1213 (395 amino acids)
Biological process (GO): proteolysis
Molecular function (GO): metallocarboxypeptidase activity; zinc ion binding
Source: RefSeq, a predicted model, not a curated record
AGUUAAAAUACAAGAUGUUACGCAAAUGGAAUUUGUCACCACCUUAGAAGAAACUUUACAAUUAGAUAUAUGGACACACGCAGAAACAUACAAAAAUGCCAUAAUACUUGUGCCUAAGAAGAGUUUAGAUCGGUUUCAAAAUGAACUUUACAGUAAUGGAAUAGAGUUUCGAAUGGACCAAGCAAAUAUUAAGGAAUUACUCGAUGAAGAAGAUAGACUAAUGGAUGAAGCGAGACGGAGAAAUCCCAGAUCUGGUCCAUCGACGAUUGGUUUCGACAGAAUUUAUAAUCUUACAGAGGUCUAUACUUAUCUAGAAGAAGUAGCCGCUUCGUAUCCAGAGUUAGUAACAUUGGUAAAUGCUGGAAAAUCUUUCGAAGGCAGAGACGUCAAAUAUCUCAAAAUUUCCACUACUAACUUUGAGGACACCAGAAAGCCUAUAGUCUUCAUCGAAUCCCUCCUCCAUGCACGGGAAUGGGUGACCUUACCCCCAACUCUAUAUGCCAUUGAUAAGCUUGUUACUGGGAAUCUUUCUGACAGCAGUGUUUUGGAUAAAGUGGACUGGAUUAUUUUACCGAUUGCCAACCCUGAUGGAUAUGAGUAUACUCAUGUUCAGGAUCGUUUUUGGCGCAAAAAUCGUGCAUCAGGUUAUACAGUUAAAGACACGUGUGUGGGAGUCGAUCUGAACAGAAACUUCGACAUCGCCUGGGGUGAUCAUUCCAGCAACAACGUUUGUUCCCAAACUUUUCACGGAGGUCAUCCCUUUUCUGAGCCCGAAGCUAGAAUAGUGAGGGACAUUUUAAGGGAAUACAGCAAUCGUAUGGCAAUGUUCAUGGAUAUACAUAGUACAGGUAACAUGAUCCUCUAUGGUUGGGGCAGUGGUGUCCUGGUUUCCAAUGCGUUCAGGGUUCACGAUGCUGGAAUCCAAAUGGCCGUCGCCAUCGACGCUGUCAAAGCUUAUUGGAAUCAAGAUUACGUCGUUGGCAACGCAGCUUUAGUGCUGUACAAAGCAUCCGGUCUAGCGAUGGACUACGGAACGGUGACGGGGGUGCCCUACUCGUAUGUCUAUGAGUUGCCGCGGCACAGGAACUCCACUGGCGUCGACAGGUUCCUGGUGGACCCUGCGUUUGUGCAGCAGGCCGCCAUGGAGACCUGGGAGGGGAUCCGAACUGGUGCUGAGUUUAUUCGUGACAAAUAUGCAAAAGAGCUGUCUUAA